AUGGCUCGCCAUGGGGAUACUCGCUCACCAUCACCUGUAGGCAGCACAUAUUCAUCAUCCAGACGAAGUCGCAGAGACGAUGACCGCUAUGAGCGGAAACGAGACGAUGGUCGGAGUUAUCGCAGAUCUCGUAGCCCGGAGAGGCGAUAUCGUGACCGCGACCGAGAUUCGUACCGAAGACGUGACCGCUCGAUAGACGGGCGCGACAACCACCGCGGCGAUGAUCAUCGGCGUCGAGACCGGCGGCGCUCUAGGGAUAGAGAUUAUGAUCGCGAUUACCGUCGAAGGAGCCGAAGCCGCGAUAGGGAUUACCGAAGGCGAGAUGAUUCCCGCGACAGGGUCCGAAGACGGACAGACGAUUCUGCUGACUUGAAGCACAAGUCUAGACGGGACGAUAGCCGAGAUCGGACCAGGGGUUCUACGCCCAAGUCUCGAGAGGCCUCGAAACCUGCCACGCCGACGCGCACGGGACCUACGGAUGAUGAAAAGAGAGCUGAGCGCCUGGCCAAACUUGAGGCGUGGAAGCAAAAGCAAGCCGCCGAAAAAGAACGAAAGCAGAAAGAAGCGGAAGUUGCGGGUGGGCCAAAGAACAUUUUGGAGGCGAUUGAUAGAAAGUCUGGAUUAUCCCCAGCCGUUAGUUCUCCCCAGUCUCCUGCCACUCAAGGCGUUGAUGCUGCCCCAGCUACAUAUGCUGGGAAAUUCGAUCCGAAAGCUAUUGCCAAAAGCGCUGCUCAGGCACCAGCUGCUCCAGCUGCGCCAGCGGUGUUAGGCGAAGAUGUAGCUGUUCCGGCCGCUGCGAAAACCAACGGCCAGUCGUUUGCCAAAGCUCAAGACAACAAACUGUCAACCAAAGCUCCAUCCUCAGCCUCCCUAAAAGCGAAGGGGAGCGUUGGAAGAUUCGGGUUGGGUUCGAAACAAGCAGCAGAUAAUGAGAAGUCAAUUGCAACAAAGACGCUCGGAUUUGGCGAAGAGGAAUCAACUCGAAGGAAACUAGAACGCCUGCCAACACCACCGAUGGACGACACGGAAGCCAGCAAGACCGUGGAUGCGACCGCGGAUGAUGACGACGAUGUUGAUAUGCAAGAGGGAGAAACGGAAGAGGAUGCUGCUGCUGCUGCCCGUGUGGCCGCCGAACGACGAGAGGAACGUUUGCAAAAUGAAGCUCUUGCUGAGAAAACCAACGGCGAUACACCAGCGAAAGAAGAGGUUCCUGAAAAGAUGGAAAUCGAUGCCCAGGAGGAGGAAGAAGUUGAUCCCUUGGACGCCUUCAUGUCGGAACUUGCAGACUCUGGCCCACCGAAAAAGAAGUUUGGCGCCAAAUUUUCCAAAGCACAGGAACCCGAGGCCAUGUUUGGUGAUGAGAAUGAUGCGGACGUGACUGCUGUUGGUGAAGGUGAUGCUGAAGAUUUCCUCGCAAUUGCCAGCAAGGCCAAGAAGAAGAAGGAUAUCCCGACUGUUGAUCAUAAGAAGAUGGAAUAUGAACCGUUCCGUCGGAAGUUUUAUACCGAACCCUCAGACUUGGCUCAGAUGUCCGAGGAAGAAGCAGCGAACUUGCGGCUAGAACUUGAUGGAAUCAAAGUUCGUGGGUUGGAUGUUCCUAAGCCGGUGCAGAAAUGGUCGCAGUGUGGAUUGGGAAUACAAUCGCUGGAGGUCGUUGACAAGCUUGGCUUCGAGAGUUUAACUUCGAUUCAAUCCCAGGCAAUCCCCGCCAUCAUGUCUGGCCGGGAUGUGAUUGGUGUGGCGAAGACUGGAUCCGGAAAGACAAUGGCGUUCCUCAUUCCCAUGUUUCGGCAUAUCAAAGAUCAGCGGCCCCUUGACAACAUGGAGGGUCCAGUCGGCUUGAUCAUGACGCCUACCCGGGAGUUAGCCACGCAAAUACAUAAGGAUUGCAAGCCGUUCUUGAAGGCCCUAAAUCUCCGGGCCGUGUGUGCUUACGGUGGUGCUCCGAUCAAAGAUCAAAUCGCCGAGCUGAAGCGUGGAGCCGAAAUCAUUGUGUGCACCCCAGGACGAAUGAUUGACCUUCUAGCGGCGAACGCUGGGCGAGUGACUAAUCUACGCCGAGUCACAUAUGUUGUCUUGGACGAGGCUGACCGUAUGUUCGACAUGGGUUUCGAGCCUCAGGUCAUGAAGAUCUUGAGCAACGUGCGUCCUGAUCGGCAAACUGUGCUGUUCUCCGCUACAUUCCCACGAAACAUGGAAGCCUUAGCUCGCAAGACUCUCACCAAGCCCAUUGAGAUCGUUGUCGGUGGUAGAAGUGUUGUUGCACCUGAGAUCACGCAGAUCGUAGAAGUCUGCAACGAGGACAAGAAGUUCGUCAGACUUUUGGAGUUGCUGGGUAACCUGUACUCAACGGAAGAAAAUGAAGAUGCCCGGUCGUUGAUCUUUGUUGAUCGCCAGGAGGCAGCAGAUACGCUCCUGCGGGAGUUGAUGCGCAAGGGCUAUCCUUGUAUGUCCAUCCAUGGUGGUAAGGAUCAGAUUGAUCGAGACUCUACCAUUGAGGAUUUCAAAGCCGGUAUCUUCCCGGUUCUGAUCGCAACUUCUGUCGCUGCACGUGGUUUGGAUGUCAAACAACUGAAGCUUGUUGUCAACUACGAUGCUCCGAACCAUCUGGAAGAUUAUGUGCACCGUGCGGGACGUACUGGUCGUGCCGGAAACACUGGAACAGCGGUCACCUUCCUGACGGAGGAUCAGGAACGGUACUCGGUUGAUAUUGCCAAGGCGCUGAAGCAGAGCGGCCAACAAAUCCCAGAACCUGUGCAAGCUCUGGUCGACGCAUUCCUAGAAAAGGUCAAGGCUGGUAAAGAGAAGGCUAGCACCUCCGGCUUUGGCGGAAAGGGUCUGGAACGAUUGGACCAAGAGCGCGAUGCAGCGAGAAAUCGCGAGCGUCGUACAUACAAGACUGGAGAUGAGGGCGAGGAGGAGGAAGAGAAGGAUGAGAAGAAGAAUGAACAGGCCGAAGAGCAGUUCAACAAAGUUAUCUCCUCCGUCCAAUCCACCUCUACACCGCUACCCGGUGUUCCUAAGGGUAUUGACCUUGACGGCAAGAUCACCGUUCACAAGAGAGAAGUCGACCCGAAUGCUCCCAACAACCCUCUCGAGAAGGUUGGCUCAGCUGUUGCGGAUAUUCAUGCCCGUCUAAGCCGUGCGGGAGUAAUGAGAUCCGGUGUGCCCAUUGACAACCGCGGUCCCGAUGCUGGUGCAUUCCAUGCCACGCUUGAAAUCAACGACUUUCCUCAAAAAGCUCGAUGGGCGGUUACGAAUCGCACAAACGUGGCCAAGAUUCUCGAGGCUACUGGUACAUCUAUUACCACCAAGGGUAGUUUCUACGCAACCGGUAAAGAGCCCGGUCCGGGAGAGAACGCCAAGCUGUACAUCCUGGUUGAAGGUGAAACCGAGCUGUCUGUGACGAAUGCGAUGCGAGAAUUGAUGCGCUUGUUGAAGGAAGGCACAAUCGCUGCAGUGGAUAGUGAGGCUCGGGCUCCGGCAUCAGGCCGGUAUAACGUGGUAUAG
Aspergillus puulaauensis is the source of this 3510-nucleotide messenger RNA. It is a transcript of the gene PRP5, whose product is annotated as DEAD/DEAH box RNA helicase. Gene Ontology annotation, biological process: mRNA splicing, via spliceosome. Gene Ontology annotation, molecular function: nucleic acid binding; ATP binding. Gene Ontology annotation, cellular component: nucleus. The record is from RefSeq and is a predicted model, not a curated record. The transcript is spliced from 5 exons. Bases 1 to 3510 code for a protein of 1169 amino acids. NCBI's taxonomy places the organism in Eukaryota, Fungi, Ascomycota, Eurotiomycetes, Eurotiales, Aspergillaceae.